Hippopotamus amphibius kiboko is the source of this 12504-nucleotide messenger RNA. RefSeq names its product zinc finger protein 292 (gene ZNF292). Gene Ontology annotation, molecular function: DNA binding; DNA-binding transcription factor activity, RNA polymerase II-specific. The transcript has 4 exons. NCBI's taxonomy places the organism in Eukaryota, Metazoa, Chordata, Mammalia, Artiodactyla, Hippopotamidae. Gene Ontology annotation, biological process: regulation of transcription by RNA polymerase II. Bases 3213 to 10610 code for a protein of 2465 amino acids. Gene Ontology annotation, cellular component: nucleus. The record is from RefSeq and is a predicted model, not a curated record.
UCAUUAUUUCUACCCCAAGGAAAUGUAAUCACUUUGGAACAAUUGCCCAGACAUUGCCCCCUUUGGAGGAGGUAUGCUCUCUCUCUCACACGACCCACUUCAAACAUUUAGUUUACUUGUCUGGUUCUUGUAAACAUUUGAGGUUUUUACCCAUCCCUUAAAGUAGGUGGGAGUAGAUAUUGGAAAGAGUCAACCAUGGCCUGGAUCUAUGGUCCUUCUGAGGAAAUCCUUGCCCAAGUGAGCCAGUGGGCAAGGAAUUGACUAUUUCUCAGGACCCUUUCAGUGUGAUAGAAGUAGCAGCUAGCCUGGUAGAUGGCAGAGGAAUGGGACUGAGAGAGACGAGUGUUUAUCUGGCUUCUCUAGAAGAAAUGGACUUCGGCCUGGAUUCUUGGUGUGGGUAUAAAAAUGAAGUUAACAUUGUUUAUUUUAUAUCCUGUAUUUCUGUUGGUUUUGUCAUCCGAUAAACAUAGAUGUUAAAAAAGAUGUAAAAUCUUCUACCUUGUGUCUCUCUAACCAUUAUUUCCCUAUUUAAUACUCCCUUGAAUAAUCAUUAACUGUGAACUUUGAUAUUUCUGAUAUUGUUACAUACACACACAUACACACACUUUAGACAUACUUACACACAACCUGGCUGCUAGUCCCUUUUCCUCCUCUUGGUAUGCACAUCUUUCCAUAUCAUUUCUUAUGGAUCAGCCUCACUAUUUCUCCUGGAUGUGUAAUUCCAUAGUAUAGAUUGGUGAUAAUGCCUUAGCCAAACUAGGGGACAUUUCAAUUGUUGCCUUGUACAUACAUCCUUUCAUUCUUCUUGGGGGUAUACUGGUAGAGAAAAUUUCUAUAAGUGGAAUUGCUGAAUCGAAGCACCUGCACAUCUUCAAUUAGUAAGUAGGGCCAUGCUACUAUCCAGAAAAGGAUUAUGCAAGUGUGUACUCCCAUAAACAGUCUAUGAAGGGUUUUUUCUUUCCUAACGCUAUAGAUUUUUCAUCUUUUAAAAUCUAGCCUAAGAUUUUGCCACCCUGAGAGUUUAAAACAAAAAAACAUAGUAACUAAUUAUUUUAGUGUGACAGGUUUACCGUUUAAGUCCUUUUCUAGAUGGAAAGCAAUUUUAUUUUGAUAAGCAAAAGACUAUUCCUGAAAUGUGUUAAAGCCAGUACAUUUUUAAUAUAUAUUUGGUAAAUGUAUGUAAAAUAUUGAUGAAGUGUUCUAUAUUUUUUGAAUAUCUGGCAGAAAGAGCCAUAUUAAAACAUGAAAGUCAUUAUUCACAUUUUUGAAAUGAUUUUUAUGCUUUACAGAGGGAUUUAGCAUAGUAUAUCUUUAACAAACACAUCAUUCUAAUUUGUUUUAAAUAUUCAUAUUUCUGAAUUUUCUGGUAUUAAAUUUUUGCUCAUUUAUCAAAGCAGUACAGAAUAUAUGUCUAAUGUAUAAAUAGUCUCUAUGUAGGUCAUAUAUUGGUAAUUCUUACUCUAUGUUGCCUUGGAUUAUAGAAAAUAAUUCUUUCUCAUUGAUGCCUAAAUUUGACCAGUAUUUCACUUGCACAAUUUUAAUUUAGCCAUUUUUUAGUUUAGGUUUCAUUUUCUCUUUAGUGUCCUAUUUUUUUGAGUGGGACAUCUAGUGGCAAACCAGGGAAAUGAAGGCUAUCAAAUAGCACAUAGUAAAAAUUGUUUCCUUAGUGUACCUAUAAAGAAUGAGGUUUAUCUGUAUUAUUGAAUAUAGCAGAUGUUUCGGUUGGUAUGUUGUAUAUAUGUGCAUAAAUUUAUAGAGACUACCAUACAUAGAUACAAGUAUACAUUUUUAUUAAGUGUAAGGUAAUGUAGGUAAUAUCAUUGGGAAAGUAAUUUUCUUUCCUUAUAUAUAAUGUACACAUUUUGCAUUAUAUGAGCAUUCAACAAGAGUGGCUUAGGGUUUAGAACAACAAAACCACAUUUGAUUCAAAAUAAAUCAGACUUUCAAGAUGUAAGAUUUUUGUUAGACCUGAACAUGUAAAGUCAAUAUUUAGCAAUAAAGACCCCUGCGUGUAGAAUUCUAGAAAGGGCACAGACUCCAAAGCUAGACCUGGUGUGAAUUCUUGACUCUGCUAAUUAAGCGUGUAACUUUGAGCAAGUAACAACCUCUCUGAGCCUUACCUCUAAGAAGUAGUAGUAGUAUUUACCAGGCAAGCUGUUGUGUGGAUUAGCAGUGCUGUUUCUGAAGAAGCUGGCACGAAUAAAUGAAUAGUGGCUGCUGUUUACUGUUAUUAUUGACAUCUUGUUAUAAAAUGUUAAUAAUGCCUAGUAGAAUAGCUGUGAUUAAAUAAUAACUACAUAUGUGUAUAAAAUGUGUAAUGAUGCAUUUAACUUGUCGAUAAAAUAUUAAUUAUAUAAAUAUAUAUUGUUCAGCUCUUUUUGUGUUUGUUUACGUAGAGGCACUUAUAGAUAAAGAUUUGUAAGAAAGAGGCAGAGAGAGGAGGAGUGGAAAGAGUACUGCGCCAGGGAGUUCCAGGACUUAGGUUUCAGUCGUAUCUCUGACACUCACUUCACACUUCCUUUAAGAAAUCAUUGUUGUUAAACACAUAGACUCAGCGUUGGGUUUUUUCUUAUCUUAGUGUUUUCUCGCUCAAUUUAAUGUAUAAAAUGAAUCUAUCCCCGUGCAGUCUUUAUCCUCAUUAUCAAAGAUCAACUUCAGGAUUACACUCAUCCCCAUUCAGACACCUGUUUAAUCCUAAACACGUUACAUUUUACACACACACACACACACACACACUUACUUUCCUGUACUCAAAAAUUAAUGAGGAGACAUUGAAGAUCAACAAGAAGGUGUAUAGUUACCUCUGGUACAUGGGUGCUAAUGGUCUAUAUUGGUCUUCAGUUCUUUUUGCCAUUUGUCAGUUGUACCAUGUUGAAAUUAAUCUUUCUAAUUCUGUGGAACACCAGUGAUUUGUGAUUGUAUGCUGUUUGUCACAUCCUUAUCUUAUAACAAAUACUUGUAGAGAUCAUGGGUAAAUUAUGUUUGUUUUAUGUAGUAAAUCAUUGUAAUGAGGUGGUAAAUUUAAACUAAAAAAAUAAGCAGUAGAUGUAAGUGCAUAAUUAAAUGAAGCAAGUUGCCUUCAUCUAGGUUAUACUUAUGCAUGCAUGACUGUUGACAAGCUUUGAGAUGGAAUGAAUUUAUAUGAAAGGAAAAAUAAUGGAGAUUUAUAGAAAACUGAGAUUGCAGAAGUUGAUUGCAAAGAUGCCCUAGAAAUGAUCUGUAACUUAGAAUCUGAGGGUGAUGAGAAAAGCGCUCUUGUUUUAUGUGCUGCGUUUUUAUCACGUCAGCUUCAACAAGGAGAUAUGUACUGUGCUUGGGAACUCACUCUCUUUUGGAGUAAAUUACAGCAAAGAGUAGAACCAUCUAUACAGGUGUACCUAGAAAGAUGUCGUCAACUUUCUUUGUUAACCAAGACGGUAUAUCACAUUUUCUUCCUGAUUAAAGUUAUUAAUUCAGAGACUGAAGGGGCUGGACUUGCCACUUGCAUAGAACUCUGUGUAAAAGCUCUUCGCCUGGAGUCUACAGAAAAUACUGAAGUGAAAAUAUCUAUAUGCAAAACCAUUUCAUGCUUGUUGCCUGAUGAUCUGGAAGUUAAACGUGCUUGUCAACUGAGUGAAUUUCUUAUUGAGCCUACAGUAGAUGCAUAUUACGCUGUGGAAAUGUUGUAUAACCAGCCAGACCAGAAAUAUGAUGAAGAGAACCUUCCGAUACCAAAUUCUCUACGCUGUGAGCUCUUACUUGUAUUGAAAACUCAGUGGCCCUUUGAUCCAGAAUUCUGGGAUUGGAAAACCUUAAAACGACAGUGUCUUGCAUUAAUGGGAGAGGAAGCAUCCAUCGUGUCUUCAAUAGAUGAACUCAAUGACAGUGAGGUUUAUGAGAAAGUAGCAGACUACCAGGAAGAGGGUAAAGAAACUUCCAUGAAUGGUGGAAUUGGUGCUAAUUCUGGCCUUCUUAGAGACAUUUGUGAUGAAAAGCAGAAAAAGAGAGAGAUAAAACAAUUAAGAGAGAGGGGAUUUAUAUCUGCUAGGUUCAGGAAUUGGCAGGCCUACAUGCAGUAUUGUGUGCUAUGUGACAAAGAAUUCCUUGGUCAUCGGAUAGUACGACAUGCCCAAAAACAUUACAAAGAUGGAAUUUACAGUUGUCCCAUAUGUGCAAAGAACUUUAAUUCUAAAGAAACUUUUGUCCCUCACGUCACAUUACACGUGAAACAAUCUAGUAAAGAGAGACUAGCAGCUAUGAAACCAUUAAGGAGGUUGGGAAGGCCUCCUAAGAUCACAGCUACCAACGAGACUCAGAAGACUAGUGCUGUGGCCAAGCAGGAGCAGCGGCCUAUCAAGAAGAAUAGUCUCUACUCAACAGACUUCAUAGUGUUUAAUGACAAUGAUGGUUCAGACGAUGAAACCGAUGACAAAGACAAAUCUUAUGAGCCAGAGGUGAUCCCAGUCCAGAAACCAGUACCUGUUAAUGAAUUCAAUUGCCCUGUAACUUUUUGUAAAAAGGGCUUUAAGUACUUUAAAAAUUUAAUUGCUCAUGUAAAGGGACAUAAGGAUAAUGAAGAUGCCAAGCGCUUUCUUGAAAUGCAAAGCAAAAAAGUUAUUUGCCAGUACUGUAGACGGCAUUUUGUAAGUGUUACUCAUCUCAAUGAUCACUUACAAAUGCACUGUGGCAGUAAACCAUAUAUCUGUAUACAAAUGAAAUGUAAAGCCGGUUUUAAUAGUUACGCAGAGCUCUUAACCCACCGAAAGGAACAUCAAGUCUUCAGAGCCAAGUGCAUGUUUCCUAAAUGUGGCAGAAUUUUUUCAGAAGCGUAUUUACUGUAUGACCAUGAAGCGCAGCAUUAUAACACCUAUACUUGUAAGUUUGCAGCUUGUGGUAAAGUUUAUCGUUCUCAGAGUGAACUAGAAAAGCAUCUGGAUGACCACAGCACUCCCGAAAAAGGGCUGCCUCCCGAAGACCAACUUAAUUCACCAGGAGAUUCUGUUCAGCCUUCCAGAGUGAGUCAGAAUGCAGAAGGGAACACUGAGGAAGAAAGAUCUGUGCUUCCUUCAGAAAAUAACAUCGAAAACUCCUUCCCAGCAGAUAGAAGUGAUGCUUGGGAUAAAAGCAAGGCAGAAUCACCCGUGGGCAAACAAGACCAGAUUUCUGCUUCGGAGCUCAGGCAAGCUGAUGGACCGUUGCCCAAUGGUUUGGGAAACCCUGCUCCUACUCCUCUGCUUCAGGCCAAUGAGGUAGCUGUGUCCAUUAAGGUGUCCCUCAAUCAGGGGAUCGAGGAUAACUUUGGAAAGCAAGAAAACUCAACUGUGGAAGGCACUGGUGAAUCACUGGUCACAAACUUACAUACACCAGUCGAAGAGCCUUGUAAUGAUUUGUGUCAUACAGGUUUCCAAGAGAGAAAAGAACAGGAUUGUUUUAAUGAAGCCCAGAUUACUCAGAAUUCUUUAGUAGAUUCAGAAGCCCUCAAAAUAGAUGACCUUACUCCACAAAACUUAGAAAGACAAGUGAACAGCCUGAUGACCUUUUCUGUGCAAAAUCAGGCAGCAUUUCAAAACAAUUUACCAACUUCCAAGUUUGAAUGUGGAGCUAAUGUUAAAACGUUGCCCAAUCUUUAUAAUGUACCUCUGAAGACAUUAGAAGGCAUCACAUUUGUUCCACCACAGCCCAACCUCAGUAACUCUUUAGAAACUCCAUCAGUGCCUCCAAAAGCGCCAGUUCAGAAGUUCAGUUGCCAGGUUGAGGGAUGUACUCGAACCUAUAACUCUUCGCAGAGUAUCGGGAAACAUAUGAAGACAGCACACCCUGACCAGUACGCAGCAUUCAAAAUGCAACGCAAAAGUAAAAGGGGUCAGAAAGCUAACAACUUAAAUACACCAAAUAAUGGAAAGUUUGUUUAUUUUUUGCCAUCACAGGUGAACAGCUCUAAUAGUGCAUUUUUUACACCACAGACCAAAGCCAACGGGAAUCCUACGUGUUCUAAUCAGUUGCAGCACGUCUCACCUUCCAUUUUCCCAGCUCAUUUAGCAAAUGUGUCAGCUCCACUGUUGCCCUCAGUGGAAAGUGUCAUAAAUCCAAAUAUACCUUCUCAGGAUAAAAAUGAACAGGGUGGUGGUAUGUUAUGUUCCCAAAUGGAAAAUUUAUCUAGUACUACCUUGCCAGCACAAAUGGAAGACCUAACCAAAACAGUUUUGCCUUUGAAUAUCGACAGCGGCUCAGAUCCUUUCCUUCCGUUACCUGCAGAAAGCAAUUCAAUGUCUCUGUUCCCUUCACCAGCAGAUAGUGGGACUAAUUCUAUUUUUUCCCAGCUGGAAAAUAAUACAAAUCAUUUUUCCCCACAGAUCGAAGGAAACACUAAUUCCUCCUUUCUAAAGGGAGGUAAUGGUGAGAAUGCAGUUUUUCCUUCACAAGUCACUGUUGCAAAUGACUUCAGCGGCACCAGUGCCCAACAGUCUGCACUGGAAAAGGUGAAAAAAGACCGUGGGCGGGGCCCAAAUGGGAAGGAAAGAAAACCCAAGCACAACAAAAGGGCUAAAUGGCCAGCAAUUAUCAGAGACGGGAAAUUUAUCUGUAGCAGGUGUUACAGGGCUUUCACUAAUCCCAGAUCUCUGGGGGGACACUUGUCUAAGCGAUCUUACUGUAAACCACUGGAUGGAGCAGAAAUUGCUCAAGAACUUCUGCAGAACAAUGGGCAGCCUUCUCUUCUUGCCAGCAUGAUUCUCUCCACAAACGCAGUGAGCUUGCAGCAGCCACAACAGUCUACCUUUAGUCCAGAAGCAUGUUUUAAAGAUCCAUCAUUCCUGCAACUUCUUGCUGCUGAAAACCGCUCCUCAACAUUUUUACCAAAUACAUUUCCUCGGACUGGUGUGACUAACUUUACUACAAGUGUUAGUCAAGAGGGAAGCGAAAUUAUUAAGCAGGCUUUGGAAACUGCCGGCAUUCCCAGUACCUUUGAGGGUGCCGAUGUGCUCUCUCAUGUCCCCACAAGUUGUGUCUCAGACCCAGCACAAGUAAAUGCAACAGUGAUGCCAAAUCCACCUGUGCCACCCGUGCUGCAGGCCGUGUGCCACGCAGGCCCCCUGCUGACAGACCAGAAUAGGACACCAAACUCCAAAACUUCCUCCAUUGAGGAAUGCAGCAGUUUGCCUGUUUUUCCAACAAAUGACUUACUACUGAAGACUGUUGAAAAUGGUUUGUGCUCUAGUUCAUUCCCUAAUUCUAGUGGGCCAUCACAAAAUUUUACCAGUAACAGUUCACGUGUUUCAGUUAUAAGUGGUCCUCAGAAUGCAAGGUCUAGUCAUUUAAAUAAAAAGGGAAACAGUGCUUCUAAGAGAAGAAAGAAAGUUGCUCCUCCGCUCAUUGCCCCUAAUGCUUCUCAAAACUUGGUAUCAAGUGACUUAACGGCAAUGGGACUUAUAGCAAAGAGUAUUGAGAUACCAACCACUAACCUUCAUUCGACUGUAAUUCCCAAUUGUGAACCUCAGGGUUUGGUGGAAAAUCUAACACAGAAAUUAAAUAAUGUUGACAAUCAGUUGUUUAUGACUGAUGUGAAAGAAAAUUUUAAAACUAAUCAUGAGUCCCAUACAGUGUUAGCUCCCUUAACAUUAAAAACUGAGAAUGGUGAUUCCCAGAUGAUGGCUUUGAAUUCAUGCACACCUUCAAUAAAUUCUGAUUUGCAGAUUUCUGAAGACAAUGUUAUACAAAACUUUGAAAAGACUCUUGAAAUUAUUAAAAGUGCUAUGAAUUCUCAAAUACUUGAGGUAAAAAGUGGAUCUCAGGGUAUUGGUGAAACAUCACAGAAUGCUCAAAUAAAUUAUAACAUUCAGCUUCCUUCAGUAAACACUGUACAAAAUAACAAACUAUCUGAUUCUUCUCAGUUUUCCACCUUCAUAGGCGUCAUGCCCACAAAAAGUAACAUUCCUCAGUCUGACGUAUUACAUAAGGAGGAUCAGAUACAGGAGAUUUUAGAAGGCUUACAGAAAUUAAAAUUAGAAAAUGACCUGUCCACUCCAGCGCCCCAGUGUGUACUGAUAAAUACAUCAGUGACGCUAACUCCCACGCCUGUUAAGUCAAUUCCAGGUGUUACAGUUGUUCAACCAGUUUCUGAAAUGAUAAGCAACAUUCAGUUUAAUGACAGAGUUAAUAAACCCUUUGUGUGUCAAAACCAAGGCUGUAAUUACAGUGCGAUGACGAAAGAUGCACUGUUUAAGCACUACGGUAAAAUUCAUCAAUACACUCCAGAGAUGAUUCUUGAAAUUAAGAAGAAUCAAUUGAAAUUUGCUCCAUUUAAAUGUGUAGUACCUACAUGUACAAAGACAUUUACAAGAAAUUCUAAUCUCCGGGCACACUGUCAGUUGGUACAUCAUUUUACAACAGAAGAAAUGGUAAAGUUAAAAAUAAAAAGGCCUUAUGGAAGAAAAUCUCAAAGUGAAAAUUCAUCAGCCCCACGAAUUACACAAGUGAAAAGACAGCUAGCUAUGACAGAGCAAAAUAAAAAGGAAUUCCAGCCUGCUUUAGAAUUGGGAGCAAUGAAAGAAAAUACCCUCAGUAAUAUAGCAGUGAUCCCAGAAAAACAACUUAUAGAAAAAAAAAAUCCUGAGAAAACAGAAAGUGCUUCACAAGUGAUUACAAUUCCUUCAGAACAGUGUAAUACAGAUUCUCUCACAAAUGGACAAACCAAAGGACGGAAAGUUAGGAGACAUAAAAAAGAAAAGGAGGAGAGAAAACGCAAGAAACCAGUUUCUCAAUCCCCUGAGUUUCCCACAAGGUACAGUCCCUACAGACCUUAUCGAUGUGUCCAUCAGGGUUGCUUUGCCGCCUUUACGAUACAGCAGAAUUUAAUUCUGCACUACCAGGCUGUGCACAAGUCAGAUCUCCCUGCCUUUUCUGCAGAGGUUGAAGAGGAAAGCGAAGCUGGGAAAGAAAGUGAAGACGUUGAAGCUAAACAAACCGUGAAAGAAUUUCGAUGUCAGGUGAGUGACUGUUCUCGAAUUUUCCAAGCAAUCACUGGCCUAAUCCAGCACUACAUGAAACUUCACGAGAUGUCUCCUGAGGAAAUUGAAAGUAUGACCGCUUCUGUGGAUGUUGGGAAAUUUCCGUGCGAUCAGUCAGAGUGUAAAUCUUCAUUUACCACAUAUUUGAACUAUGUUGUUCAUCUUGAGGCAGACCAUGGGAUUGGGGCAAGGGGAAGUAAAACUGAGGAAGACGGCAUAUACAAGUGCGACUGUGAAGGCUGUGACCGAAUAUAUGCCACCCGGUCUAACCUCCUCCGACACAUUUUCAAUAAGCACAAUGACAAACAUAAAGCUCAUCUGAUUCGGCCAAGAAGGUUAACACCUGGUCAGGAAAAUAUGUCAAGCAAGGCAAACCAAGAAAAGACAAAGUCUAAACACCGGGGGACAAAAUACAGGUCUGGAAGGGAAGGAAUCAAAAUGCCGAAGACCAAACGGAAGAAGAAACAUAAUUUGGAAAACAAGGCUGCAAAGAUUGUGCAGAUUGAAGAAAAUAAGCCUUAUUCUCUGAAACGUGGAAAGCAUGUAUAUUCUAUAAAGGCUAGAAAUGAUGCCUUAUCUGAGUGUACGAGCAGAUUUGUCACCCAGUAUCCGUGUAUGAUAAAGGGGUGUACAUCAGUUGUUACAAGUGAAAGCAAUAUAAUUAGACAUUAUAAAUGCCAUAAAUUGUCUAAGGCAUUUACAUCACAACACCGCAAUCUUCUCAUUGUCUUCAAACAGUGUUGCAACUCACAAUUAAAGGAAACCUCUGAGCAAGAAGUUGAAAAGAGUGAUGCAAAAGAUCCCGACACAGGUGUAUCAGAGAGCAAUGAUGACUCAAGAACAACUGCAGUUACACAGAAGGAAGUUGAAAAAAAUGAAAAAGAUGAAGUGGAUGAGCUAACAGAAUUAUUUAUUACCAAGUUAAUAAACGAAGACAACACAAGUGUGGAGACCCAAGCUCAGACCUCUUCAAAUGUGAGUAAUGAUUUUCAGGAAGAUAACCCUUGCCAGUCAGAAAAACAGAAAGCAAGUAACUUGAAGAGAGUGAAUAAAGAAAAAAAUGUCUACCAAAAUAAAAAGAGGAAAGUUGAAAAAGCCGAACCCACGCCAGCGCCGACAGUUGAGUUAAGUAGUGUGCAGAAGGAGGAAGAAACUGCUGUUGCAAUUCAAACCACCGAGGAGCAUCCUGCAUCUUUUGACUGGAGUUCAUUUAAACCAAUGGGAUUUGAAGUAUCAUUUCUGAAGUUUCUUGAGGAGUCUGCAGUAAAGCAGAAGAGAAAUACUGACAGAGACCAUACUAAUAGUGGGAAUAAAAAAGGAUCCCAUUCAAAUGCAAGAAGAAAUGUUGACAAGACUGCUGUGACUAGUGGAAAUCAUAUAUGUUCUUGCAAAGAAAGUGAAACCUUUGUACAGUUUGCCAAUCCAUCACAGCUUCAGUGCAGUGGUAAUGUAAAAAUUGUUUUAGACAAGACUCUUAAAGAUUGCACUGAGCUUGUCUUAAAGCAGCUUCAGGAAAUGAAACCUACCGUCAGUCUGAAAAAACUUGAAGUACAUUCAAAUGAUCCAGACAUGUCUGUUAUGAAAGAAAUCAGUAUGGGCAAAGCCACAGGGAGAGGGCAGUACUGAUAACUGAUGUGCUAUAAAUACAUUAUUUACAGUUUUAUUUUAAAUAGGAAGCCAUCAAGCAUGCUAGAAUUGUGAAACUUUUUCGUUAUUUUUUGUUGUUGCUGACAUGAAUUAAUCUGGCCAAAAAAGAAAAGAAAAAAAAAAAACAACAUGACAUUUGUCAUGUAAAACUUUUUUUAUCCCUAUGGGACUUGAGGAACAGAAUCGAUACUUUAGUUACUGUAUAUAAUUGAGCUAAACCUCAAAUUUCUAUCAGCCAGUUGCCCUUUCCAUUUACUAAACCGAAUUAUCUGUAUGAUUGGUAUGUUUCACCUUGGUCACUACUCAUGUGUAACAGUACUCUUUGUAGAUAUGUUUUUUGUAUAUAUUUAUUAUUGUAAAUCAUUUGCUGCCACCAGCAGUGUGUAAGUCUAAACUAUUAAAUGACACAUUUAUAUUUGGAAUUUUAAUUUUUAACUAAGUGAUCAAGUUUUUAAAACUGUUCUUUUAUUGUUUUAAAUUAAGAAUUUUUGAACUAAAACUAGAAACUCUGCCAUAGUUCAUUGAUUUUUACAUAAAACAUUAUUUACAAGGCUAUCUCAAAAAAUUACUUUUCACAAAGUAGGCACGUUAUAUCAACACCUUGCUCUGCUUUGUAAAUUUACCCUCCAGGGUUUUUUGGAUGGUAUUCACGUGAAAUUAAAAUAGAUUCGUUAGCAAUUUCCUAUAGCUACAGUUUUUUUUUCAGUGCUUCUAAUUGGAUAUAGUUACUAUGAUUCCAUGAAAUAUAAUGGAAAUGUGAAUAAAGAAUUUACUACAUCAAAGAUUUUAAACAUUUGGUAUUAAAAAAAAAUCCUUUGUGAAUGUGAUAGAAACUAGUAGUGUGGAGCAGUGUAAAUAUUUGAGGUGGUGAUUUGUGAAGUAGCCCAGUAUUGCCUUAAAUAAAACCACAUUUCAUUUCUUGUUUUAUACAUGUGAUCUUAUAAAGGUUUUUUUUUCCCCCCAUUUUCUGAGAUUUAUAGAUUGGUGUAUAGCUUUAAACUGUAUAAACUUUUGUGGAAAGAUUUUUUUAAACAUUUUUAUAAAUCUUAAAAUUGGUAUCAUCAAAGUGAGCCCAUCUUGUGUUUAUAAAAUGCAAGAGUCCUUAAACAUUUAUAAUUACAUAGAUGAAACACUUUCUAUAAGGAAGUUGGAUGUUUUGAUUUUACUGUUUAUAGAUGUUAGAUUGUACAGAUUUGUCUGUAUUUUCCCACCAUAUCUAAUGAUACUUUUUUCAUUAGAUUGGUCUUCCAGAGCAGUAUUAGUUGUAAUAAUUGAUUAUUUUGGUUAUUCAGUAUAUAGUUAGCUCUUAUAGUUUAGCUUUAUUCACCAUAUUUAUACUGUGGAUUUACGGCCAGAUAUAGAGGUUAUUUCUGGAGAGUUUAUGACCUUCCUUUGAAGUCCAAUUAAAAUCAGUACUGGAAGCAAAAGAAGACAUCCUUUCAAAUUUACUUUUGUUUCUGUUUGCCAUAAAUAGUAGCAUUGAUUUUUGACUUUGUUAUAAACCAGUUGCAUUCACAAUAUUAUUAGCCUGAGAUAUUGAUGAUAUUGUGAUAAGAAAAUGUUUAUAUUCCCUGUGCAACAUCAGACUUGCAGGAAAAAUGAAGCACUUAAUAUUAACUGAAAUUGCUGGUACUCUGAAUAAAUGAGCAUGGUCAAGGAGUGAAUUAUUUUCUUUUGGAAAAUAUUUUUUUAAGUUUUAUUAUUAAAGUAUUAUAGUUUUAUUUUUAGGGCUGAAUGGGUUAUAUUGAGUAGUUGGUUUCACCUCCUUAAGGUUUAUUACCAAUAUGCAUAAAACUUGACACAUUAAAAUCCCUAUCCUUUGGUAAGCCCACUGUUAUUUAUUAAAAUAAAAAUUGUUCUUAUGGGUGAUUAA